AUUCGUCAGCUGUCAACAAGCGUUUCUGUGCAGUUUUCCCUCAUGACCUUCACAAAAGCAAGUGGCUGAAAUUGAAGAGAGUUCAGGAGAAGAAAAGGCAUUGUUCUAAUACUGAAAAAAGUCGAGUCUCGCGAGACUCGCUGCUAGAUAUUGAGGAUGAAGCUGACUUCUACACUGUCGACAUGUCAACAAAGGAGCUGUUUGUUGAGCUUAGUGAUGAUGAAGGCGAUGAAGCUGAAGAAUCACCAGCACCCAAGAAAUGUAGACUGCACAUCCUCAAGUUGUCUAAGUCCCAGCAGCACCGGCGGCUGGACUCACAGUACAGCAACAUACAAGAAACUGCUAAGUUAGAAGAUAUAACAGUCAUCCAGUUGUUAGGAAUGCACUUGUUUCGUGCUUCUUAUUCCAAAAACAAAGAGGUAGCUGACUUUGCAGAGCGCCUGAUCACCGGUCAGCCCCUUCACAUUGUCAAGGAAAUUAGUGUUCCCUCAGCUUCCUUACUUCUCUCUACACUUGAAAUAGGAAAAUCGUCUUACAAAAAGCUGAGAGGGAUUUUGAAGAGUGAAGUGGGUGAUCAUGUUGUACCGUGUUAUGAUGCAGUUGCUUCUCAUAACACUAAAAUAACUCCUAAUGCUGAGCCUCUGUCCCCUCCCUACUCUGGAGUGAAGUACCCACUAAUCCCAGCAAUUACGAUGACGUGUCAGAGACAACUGAGUACACUGGCAUUGGACUUUAGCCAAGACAAACUAGCUGAGGUCACGUUUAAGGCAGGCUUUGACGGUAGUGGGGGACAUUCUAUAUUUAAUCAGAAGGGCUCUGCGGCUACGAAUAAUAUCAUCAUGGCCAUGAUAUGUCCCAUUUCAAUCCGCUAUGGAGGUGAUAAUGUGUGGACUCAACCUUAUCCUCAGUCACAGAAUACUCACAGACCGAUCAUCCUGCAACUUGGCAAGGAGACCAUCGAGGCGUUAAAGAUAUAUGGACCUGUGACACGUGAGAUGGGAGAACUAGAGCAGGAGAGAUUUGUUGUUUGUGUACAUGACAAUAAUGUGAGGGUUAGUGUCAUUAUCAGGUUGACUGCCAUGGACAGAAAAGCAGUGGAUGCAGUCACGGGUUUGGGAGGAGCGUAUUGCGAUCUGUGUUUCUUUUCUGCUGACGAAUCACAUGAGUGCAAUAAAGUUGAUGAGUUCAGCAAACAGCGGAGUUUUGAGGAAACAAAUGAACUAGCAGCAAGUCUUGCUGAUGAGUUUGGAGUAAUUGUUCCAAAAAGAGGUGAUUACGAUGUAAGGAAGGGCAUGGUGCGACCCCCCACUGUAGAAAAAGAAGUGGAGUCAAUCCAAUGCCUGCACAUGUUGCUGCGUACUAUUGACUGGGUGCUAAAACUCACGUACCACCAAAUAGCAUGUGUAGAUCAUUGGUCUGAGAGUGUGAAUAUGAGGGACCUGCAAUUUAUCAAGCAGGCCAAAAAACAGGUUCAGGAACACAUGCUCGAGCAGACUGGCCUUAAAAUUGCAUUUCCAGACAGUACUGGGAAUGGAGGAACGACCACAACUGGGAACGUGGCAAGACGACUUCUCUUUGACACCUCAACCAGAGAAAUCCUUCUUCAACUGGUUCCUGAGAGGAAACGUGGCCCUCUGAGAGAGGUUAUGAAGAGGCUAGCAGUGGUGUUACGGGUAAUAAGUUCCACACGGAGACUUAGUGCACAGAAAGCUGAGGACUUGGAAAGUUUCUGUAAAGAAACUUACAAACUGAUACUGAUAACGUUUCCCUCACCAGUAGCUCGACUUUCACCCUCAGUACACAAACUAUUGGCUCAUUCCUGGGAACUUGUCAAGCUGAAUGAAAACCAGGCUCUUGGUAACGUGUCUGAGGGUGGAAUCGAAGCCUGUAACAAGUUACUGCGGCGUUACAGGAUCAGACUCUCACGUAAGCGGAGUCAACACGACAACUUGUUCGACUGUGCCAAGAGACUUUGGGUGAAUAGUGAUCCUGUCAUUCAAGAAAUGCGGUUGGCAACACUGCCUUACUGUAAACACUGUGAUAUGAGAGGUCACAGCAGAAGGUGGUGUCCUGCGAGAGUCCAGUGCGCGCUUCAGAGCGAAGACACAGCAGUUGAUAAUUUCUUCAGUUAAUUAGUUAAUUUGUCAAUUUGAUCUGUAUUUUAUCAUAUUUAACGUUUAUUCGUUGUUCAGACUUCAUUAUGUAAUUGAUUAUUUAUUCCUCAUGAACGUAAACAUUACCUUACUAUUA
This is a messenger RNA of Bolinopsis microptera, 2250 nucleotides long. RefSeq lists its product as uncharacterized. Gene Ontology annotation, biological process: adaptive immune response; pre-B cell allelic exclusion; V(D)J recombination. Gene Ontology annotation, cellular component: nucleus; endodeoxyribonuclease complex; DNA recombinase complex. The transcript is spliced from 2 exons. Gene Ontology annotation, molecular function: sequence-specific DNA binding; ubiquitin protein ligase activity; double-stranded DNA endonuclease activity. NCBI's taxonomy places the organism in Eukaryota, Metazoa, Ctenophora, Tentaculata, Lobata, Bolinopsidae. The record is from RefSeq and is a predicted model, not a curated record. The coding region runs from base 183 to 2132 and encodes 649 amino acids.